UGUCUAUUUCUUUUCCGACGAAAAGUUAGGUUCAAAGUCUGAAACCGAAUUAAUUUAACUUUAUCUCUUUAGUUGUUAAGUUUUAAGUGAAUCAGUGAGUAACGAUAAUCAAGAUGUCCAAUAGCAAAAUGUUCAAUGCACUCAAAAUUCUUAAGAACCGUCAAAAUGUUAAUUUAUUCAGGCUACAAGACCGAACGUUUGCUGCUGCUGCGGCGACCCACACUCAUACGAAGUGUAAAAUGGUAAAUGGUGUAUAUGUUAUAACACUGGAUUCACCUGGUGUGAAGGUUAACUCCUUAAAUGAGGCUGUAAUGAAUGAAGUUAAAGACAUUAUCAGUGAAGUAGAAAACAAUCCAGCCAUUGAAGCAGCUGUUCUAAUAUCUGGCAAACCAGGAUGUUUCAUUGCUGGUGCUGAUAUUACCAUGUUAGAAAAAUGUAAAACUAAAGAAGAAACUGUAGCCUUAGCUAAGAAUGGUCAUGAAAUUUUCAAACGAAUUGAGAACUCUUCCAAACCCUAUGUUGCUGCUAUUCAGGGAACAUGUCUUGGAGGUGGAUUAGAGACGGCACUAGCUUGUAAAUAUAGGAUAGCGGUCAAAGAUUCUAAAACAAGUAUGGGAUUACCUGAAGUAAUGUUAGGGUUGUUGCCUGGUGGAGGAGGUACCCAGAGAAUGCCCAAACUGACAUCAAUACCGACAACUUUAGAUCUUGCACUUACGGGUAAAACUGUUAAAGCUGACAAAGCAAAGAAGUUGGGUAUAGUUGAUCUGCUAGUCUCACCACUUGGUCCCGGUGUUGGACUGCCAGAGGCCAAUACAUCAAAAUAUUUAGAGGAUGUUGCUGUACAAAUUGCCAAAGACAUUGCAUCAGGUAAAAUGAAGGUGGACAGAUCCAAAAAGGGAUUGAUGAACAAGGUUAUGGCAACAGCAAUGUCUUGGGAAUUUGUAAAGAACAUGAUCUUCAACAAAGCUAAGGAACAAGUUAUGAAGGCUUCUCGUGGACUGUAUCCUGCACCUCUUAAGAUUCUUGAAGUAGUAAGGACUGGAGUUGACAAGGGCCCGGUUGCUGGCUAUGAAGCAGAGGCCCAGGGAUUCGGUGAACUGGCUAUGACACCCCAAAGCAAAGGUCUCAUUGGUCUGUUCAGGGGACAGACUGAAUGCAAGAAAAACAGAUUUGGCAAGCCACAAGUUGAUGUUAAAUCGAUUGGUGUGUUGGGAGCCGGUUUGAUGGGUGCAGGUAUUGUCCAAGUGUCCAUUGACAAGGGCUACAAAGUGGUGAUGAAGGAUGCAACUCAACCUGGCCUGUACCGAGGAGUUGGACAGAUACAAAAUGGACUGGUCAAUGCAGUCAAACGGAAGAGGAUUUCUGCGCUUGAGAAGGACAAAUUCAUGUCAAACCUUUUACCAACACUAGACUACAAAGAUUUUAAGAAUGUAGAUUGUGUGAUUGAAGCCGUAUUCGAGGACAUCAACAUCAAACACAAGGUUAUCAAGGAGAUGGAGGCUGUUGUUCCCAAACACUGCAUCAUUGCCACCAACACCAGUGCCAUUCCCAUCACGAAAAUAGCAGCCGGAAGCAGUAGGCCCGAAAAAGUCAUUGGUAUGCACUACUUCUCCCCCGUGGACAAGAUGCAGCUGCUGGAGAUUAUCCGUCACCCUGGCACCAGUGACGACACCGCCGCGGCUGCAGUAGCCGUGGGCCUCAAGCAGGGCAAGGUUGUCAUCACCGUUGGGGACGGACCUGGCUUCUACACCACCCGUAUCUUGUCCACCAUGCUCAGUGAAGCUGUCAGGCUUUUGCAAGAAGGAGUUGACCCCAAGGAUCUGGACAGUAUGACCAAGAACUUCGGGUUCCCGGUCGGCGCUGCUACCCUGGCUGAUGAAGUCGGCAUUGAUGUUGGCUCUCAUAUUGCAGUCGAUUUAGCCAAAGCGUUCGGAGAUCGCAUCAGCGGUGGCGACCUUAACAUCAUGCAGGACUUAGUCAAAUCUGGUUUCUUGGGAAGGAAGUCAGGCAAAGGUUUCUAUGUGUACGAGAAAGGCACAAAAAACAGGGAUGUCAACCAGGAGGCAGUGCAGCUACUGAAGGACAAAUACUCUCUGGAACCACGUGGUGCUAAUACUGUUGAAGAUCAACAACUGAGGAUGGUUUCUCGUUUCGUGAAUGAAGCAGUGUUAUCACUAGAGGAGAAGAUCUUGCACAGCCCGCUGGAAGGUGAUGUUGGUGCAGUAUUUGGACUUGGAUUCCCACCAUUCACUGGUGGACCCUUCAGAUGGGUGGACCAAUUUGGAGCGGAUAAACUUGUUAAGAAGAUGGAAGAAUUCCAUGGAUUGUAUGGAGCACCAUUCAAGCCUGCACAAACCCUUGUCGAUAUGGCAAAAGACACCAGCAAGAAAUUCUACCCCAAGUAAUAUAUUUAAAAUUCAAAAUGCGAAAAGAAUCAUAGCAAUUUAUAUAUACUGCCUUGGCAAUUUUUUAAACUUGUGUUACAAAUGAGACAUCCAUAUUUUGUAUGCAAUGUUAUGUUUGUUAAUCGUUACACAGAUAACUCAUGUU
Aricia agestis (brown argus) is the source of this 2550-nucleotide messenger RNA. It is a transcript of the gene Mtpalpha, whose product is annotated as trifunctional enzyme subunit alpha, mitochondrial. The record is from RefSeq and is a predicted model, not a curated record. Gene Ontology annotation, molecular function: long-chain (3S)-3-hydroxyacyl-CoA dehydrogenase (NAD+) activity; enoyl-CoA hydratase activity; NAD+ binding. The coding region runs from base 114 to 2405 and encodes 763 amino acids. Gene Ontology annotation, cellular component: mitochondrion; mitochondrial fatty acid beta-oxidation multienzyme complex. Gene Ontology annotation, biological process: fatty acid beta-oxidation. The transcript has 14 exons. NCBI's taxonomy places the organism in Eukaryota, Metazoa, Arthropoda, Insecta, Lepidoptera, Lycaenidae.